GGACAUGGACCCCGAUAUACGAAGCAUAAGCUGGAGCUUUUAUCGUGAUGAAGUCUCUCUCUCACCUUGGAAGAACACACUUACGAAAACCCUCCGUCUCAUAUAAUCAUCUCUCAUCUGUAGUUAGCACACCAUGGCGACCGAUUCAACCACCUACCCCAAGACGAAAGCCAAUACCGUAAACAGAUACAAACAUCAAGCAACCUACGAUGUAGAAACCAUCCACUCAAUCGUCAAUAGCACCCCCGUGCUCCACGUCUCCUUCGUGCCCGACCCCACGACCCCCAUGCCCAUCGUGCUCCCGAUGAUCGGGCAAAUGGGCCUCUUCCCGGGAUCCCCAGACGAAGACUGGAAAUGCUACCUCCACGGCUACGUCAGCUCGCGGCUGAUGAACCUCGCCGACGCGGCCAUCAAGCUCGGGGAGCCAGGUCUCCCGCUCUGCGUCGCCGCAACCAAAGUUGACGGCUUUGUGCUGACCCUCACGCCCAACUCGCACAACUACAACUACCGCUCCGCGGUACUACAGGGCUUCGCGACCAUCGUGGACGACGCAGACGAGAAGCUCUGGGCGAUGCAGCUGAUUACGAAUUCCGUGGUUCCGGAGCGGUAUGAGAACACGCGCGUGCCCCCUGACGGUGCGGAGAUGCAGUCGACGCGGAUUCUGAAGCUGACGAUUACGGGCGCGAGUGGGAAGGUGAGGGAGGGGGUGCCGAAUGACGAGAGGAAGGACAUGAAGAGGGAGGACGUGCUGGACUCUGUCUGGACGGGUGUUAUCCCCGUGUAUGAGAAGCUGGGUGAGCCGCAAGUUGGACCUUACAACCGUGCCAAGAAGGUCCCGGAUCAUGUGACCAAUUUUGUUGAUAAGGAGAAUGCGUUGCGCGAGAAGUAUGCAGUGGAUGCGGCCCAUAAGCCGGCGCCCGUGAAAAGGGUCAAGAAGGGCGAGGAAGAAUGAAAGAGAACUGGGGAAGUCGUAUGGAGAGUCUCAUCUAAUUCAGAGCGAAUAUUGUGACA
Messenger RNA from Mytilinidion resinicola, 1011 nucleotides. RefSeq lists its product as uncharacterized. The transcript is spliced from 2 exons. Lineage: Eukaryota; Fungi; Ascomycota; Dothideomycetes; Mytilinidiales; Mytilinidiaceae. Bases 134 to 952 code for a protein of 272 amino acids. The record is from RefSeq and is a predicted model, not a curated record.